This is a messenger RNA of Perca flavescens (yellow perch), 1408 nucleotides long. It is a transcript of the gene kctd9b, whose product is annotated as potassium channel tetramerization domain containing 9b. Gene Ontology annotation, biological process: intracellular signal transduction; protein homooligomerization. Gene Ontology annotation, molecular function: protein binding. The transcript is spliced from 12 exons. The coding region runs from base 95 to 1261 and encodes 388 amino acids. Lineage: Eukaryota; Metazoa; Chordata; Actinopteri; Perciformes; Percidae. The record is from RefSeq and is a predicted model, not a curated record.
UGGAGCGGAGAGGAAAACAGGAAACACACUGUUGCUAAAAUAAAGUAUUUUCAUGGAUAACAAGACAGUUUAGUUGGUUUCAUUUCAUUUUGACAUGAGGAGAGUCACUCUGUUUGUCAACGGAACCUCUUCAAAUGGGAAGGUGGUGGCCGUGUACGGCUCUCUGGAGGAUUUACUGUCUGCGGCCAGCUCUAAACUCGGAAUAAGAGCCUCUAGUGUCUACAACGGGAACGGCGGCCUCAUAGAUGACGUCACGUUAAUCAGAGAUGACGAUGUGCUCUACGUAUCGGAGGGAGAUUCUUUCGAAGAUGCUCAGGACGACCCCACAGACCCUGAGAAGAAUCAGACCCACACUGAUUGGUUGACGCUCAACGUGGGCGGGCGCUGCUUCACGACCACGAGGAGCACGCUGGUCAGUAAAGAGCCGGAGAGCAUGCUGGCCCACAUGUUCAGAGAGAAAGAUGUUUGGGGGAACAAGCAGGACUCUCGGGGGGCGUACCUGAUCGACCGCAGUCCAGACUACUUUGAGCCCAUUCUGAAUUAUCUGAGACACGGACAGCUCAUCAUCAACGACGGCAUCAACCCUCUGGGUGUGCUUGAAGAGGCUCGCUUCUUUGGCAUUGAACAGCUGGCGGAGCAGUUGGAGACCCUCAUAAAGACCUCUCAGCCCCCCGAUGAUCAUUCUUCUCUGAGCCGCAAAGAGUUCAUCAGAUACCUGCUGGCCACCACGACCAAGUCGGAGCUCCGGUGUCAGGGUCUGAACUUCAACGGGGCCGAUCUGUCUCGCCUGGAUCUGCGCUACAUCAACUUCAAGAUGGCCAACCUGAGAGGAGCCAACCUGGCCCACGCUAACCUGAGCGGGGCCAACCUGGAGAGAGCAGACCUGUCCAUGGCCUGCCUCGAUGCAGCCAAUCUGCAGGGUGUGAAGAUGUUGUGUACUAACGCUGAAGGGGCGUCGCUGAGAAGCUGCAACUUUGAAGAUCCUGCCGGAGUCAAAGCCAACCUGGAGGGAGCCAACCUGAAGGGCGUGGACAUGGAAGGGAGUCAGAUGACGGGGAUCAACCUGAGGGUCGCAACGCUGAAAAACGCCAAACUGAAGAACUGCAACCUUAGAGGAGCAACACUGGCCGGGACAGACCUGGAGAACUGUGACCUAUCAGGAUGUGAUCUUCAGGAGGCGAACCUGCGAGGCUCCAACGUGAAGGGAGCCAUCUUUGAGGAGAUGCUGACUCCUCUGCACAUGUCUCAGAGCGUGCGGUAAAAAACACCAACACGCCGUCGUACGGUGCUUUAACUCGCAACACACACGCUCCCAGCGGAGAUGAAAUCAGCCUCGGUAGAAGUGACCACUGGGACAAGACGUGUGGGUACGAAGCUGUGCCGCUCCGCUCAGUAUCGCUCACCUCUC